GUUUGGACGUAAAAAGAAAAGUUGUCAGUUAUAUUUGAAGUAUAGGAAUGCAUUCGAAAAAUUUUAUAUUAGUUAAAAAUGAUAAAAACUUUUCUGUGAUAUUUGACGUAAUUGUUGGAUUAAAAUAAUAAUUUUUUACAUAAACGAAUUUUUGUAAUUAUCUGAUAAAACGUGAGAAGUUGACAAAAUCAGAUUAUACUGGGACGUGUGUGUUGCUUAACAUCUUGUACAAGCAGCUGAUUUGGCAUUUGUCAAAAGAUAAACAAAUUAUACCUUUAAAUUAUAUAUUGAAAAGGAUGCCUCAUAUGGACUUAUUGGCAUACUAAUUAAAUAUAAAUUUUUAUCAAAGAAAUUUAACAAAACUAUGUUAUAUACUUUAUAUUCUUUAUCACAAUGUUCAAAUUGGAAUCCUAUAUAACACCUAUAAUUCUUAGCUAUGUUGCUAAAUAUGUUAAAAAUUUUAAACCAGAACAAUCACAGUUAUCCUUAUGGGGUGGGGAUGCAUCUUUUCAAAAUUUGGAUUUACGAUUAGAAGUAUUAGAGGAACAAUUGAAUUUACCUUUCAAAUUUGUUAGCGGUCAUAUACAUGAAUUAAUGAUCCAUGUUCCAUGGGUAAAAAUUAACUCAGAACCAAUAAUAGUAACAAUUAACACAAUAGAAUGUAUUUUAAAGUUAAAAGAUGAAAAAAAUCCAGGAACUAAAAUAAAUAAUUCCUUGCAAAAUAAAAAAGAAAUGUUUCAAGAACAAGCACCACCUGGAUACAUUAAAAGUAUUAUAACAAAAAUUGUAAACAAUAUAACAAUUCAUUGUAACAAUCUAAUAUUAAAAUAUGUAGAAGAGGACAUUGUGCUGAGUGUAAAUGUUAGGUUUUUAAGCGUCCAAACUGUUGAUGAUAAAUGGAAUCCUGCAUUUACUGAUGUUAAUACUUACGAAGUUAUGCUCAGAAAAAUUGUUACUAUUCAAGAUUUAACAUUAUGCUUAGAUAAAAUGGAUGCUUCUGGAAAAAUAGAAGUGUAUCAGGAUCCUGUUUUAUAUCGAUGUUCCUUGGCCAUACGUUUAAUUGUAAAUUAUCACAGUAAUACUGCUAAAAGAGCAUCCAUUACACGUUUAGAUCUUCACUGUCAAAAAAUGGAAUUCAGUGUGACCGAACAGCAAAUACCAAUGUUACUUAGAUUAGCUUCAUUAUUAGUGGCUUUGCAAACAAAACAAUUUCCAAAUGUUAAAGAAAAAUCAACAAAUUCUGAGGAUAAAGAAGAAUUGGGCCAAGAUGAUAUUAGUCAAAUAAUAGGAACAAUUACUGAAGCAGUAAGCUGGGGUGGCUGGGCUUGGGAUAUAGUUUCAACAGUAUUACCUGUUGAUUGGAUUUCAUCUGGUUUUAUUGAUUGGGAAAACGAUUGGUCUAGUCAACAACAAAUGGCAUAUUCUGGACAUACUAUUCAUUUAGGCAUUUAUAUUGACGAUACUAUUUUAACUUUUAAGGUAGUUGAAAGUGUGAAAGAACAACUAUUUUAUAAAUCCCGAAAGCUUAGAUACAAAUCAUUUUUGUCAUUACGCUUGAAUGGAGUUUUAGUGGAUGUAUUACUUCAAGGUAUAGAAAAGACUAGUCUUCAAAUUGGUCUGGCUAACAUACGUCUUUAUCCCAGAGGUAAUUGUAGUUGUGGGAACCUUGAAGUUGUUGAUGGUGCACAGCCGCCACUAUAUGUAAAAGCAGGAAAAGUGAAUACAGAUUAUUUAAAAGAUUCUUUAUUUGAUAAAAAUGCUUUAGAAAAUAAAGGAAAGAAAAGGGACUAUAAACAAGGGACUAUAAAAUAUCAUUUAAUUACUGCUUCAGAGGAAAAAUUAAUGGAAAGAAGUCCAGCUUUUGUCAUGGAUUAUGUUCAUUAUGUUCAACUCCCAGAUGACAUAACAUCUGAAAAGUUAGCAGAGUUUGGUUCAAAUUUUGAAUAUAGUAACUUUCCUGAAGAAAAAAUAAUUAGAUAUAUUAUUGGAGAUGUGACAGUCAGAUUGUGUUCAGGGAUCUUCCAUCGUAUAGACACAAUAAAGCAAGCUGCUUCAAAAUAUGAUUAUACGCCAUAUAUUAUACCCAAACCUGAUCCUUCUGCUGAAGAACUUCCUCCCGUUACACUAGAAGAAUUUGAAGCUUUAAGAGAACAUGUAUCAAUGAUUAGAACUAGAUUGAUUAUUGUAAAUGCUUCUUUACAAUUUCAAUUGGCGGAUCAUUGUGUUACUGGAUUGCCACGGCAGCGCAAAAUAGUUGAAAAUAGGAUUGUGCCUUUACCACCAGCUUUCACAAAUGAUCCUAUUGUAAGCAUUGAAUUUGAUAAAGCAACUGCAUACAUGAUUGAGCCUUUGUAUCCCUUCAGACUUACUGCUUGUGCUUCUAAACAAACUGGAUUAUUACCAGUUAUGUUUGAACAAUGUCAUCAAAAUAUUAGAAUGCAGGUUGAUGGAAUAAAGAGUCAAUUAUAUUUGACAACAAAUUAUCAUAUAUCGUUAAUGAUGCCAUGCUCAGUAAAAUGUUCUAUUAAAAAACUACUUUAUCCACAAUACUGGACACAUCUAGAUUUAAUUUGUGAAACGUAUACGUUUCAUACCGAUAGUAUUACAGUUAUGGGGACUAAACCAAAAUUGAUGGUUGCCACUUCCAUAAUAACAUCAUUGUUUGAUUCCAUUGAAACAACAAAUCCUCUUGUUUGUUCUUCUCUCUUAAAUGAUGCAUGCCAAGAAAAAAAUCCCAUAUAUCUAGAAGUACUAUUGGAAAAUAUAAAUUAUAAAAGAAUGUCAACAUUUAUAAUGAAUGUGAAUGAAUUAAGUGUAAAUUCUCUUAAAGUUUUUACACUUAGCGGUAUUCAACAAGCAUUUAUACUCUCAGGUCCAGAAUCUGAUACUAACAGUGAAAUGGAAAACAAACCCCUUUUUAUGGCUGUAAUACAAUUUCCUAAAAAGGCUUCAGUACAAACAUAUCCAACACUUAUCUCAGUUCAAGUAGCACCAUUAAGAGGUUCCUUGGAUCCGCUCUUUUUGAAGUGGUUAGAAUAUAAAGUUACUUAUUACGAAUUGGCACCAUUAUGUAUAAUACGUCAAGACAGCCAAUUAUCCGCUGAGGGUACAUCAUCUGAUACUAGUACACGAAAAAAAACUUUUCCAAGUUUGCAUGAAAGUGUCCAUAGUUCUUCUGAUAAAGAUAGAAAAAAAUCUUCUAGAAUAAGUGAAAAGCCAAAAACGCUUCAAAAUGAGGAAAUUCAAAAAAAAAAUGAAUCCAAAAUUGACAUAGAACAAAAGAACUUGCAGAAAUCAGGAGUAUUGGUCAAAUUAGCCGAACUCUAUUCAUGGUGGUCUGGUCUUGUUUUAAGUGGAUGUGUUGGUCAUAUUGUUAUCUAUAUACCAUCGACUACGAUGAGCGGUAUAGGAGCACAUGGUAUAGAACAGGCUAAAAACAGAGCAUUAGAAGAAGAUCAACAUCUACAGAUAUUAAGUUUAAAACUACCAAGUGUUUUGAUUCAUUCAAAUAAUAUUAAUUCUGAGCAAUUAUCACCUUAUCUCAAAACAUUCCCAGUAAAAUUGCCUGUAUGGAUGUGGACAUAUCACGCACAAAGUUUUCCUUGGACAUUAAAUCUUUCUGAUUUUCAUUGUUAUACUUUACAAGGGGAAAUGCAAAAAAAUUUUAUUAAGAAAAUGUCAUUAAAUGCAACUGUAGCUCUUACUACUAAAACUACAACAUCGCAAACAAAUUCAAAUAUUCUUACUGCAUUGAGUCUUUUUGUUCACAUUGAUAAUUCAGCUAUUAUCAUUUCCAUUUCAGAAGAACAGGUUGUGUUCAUGAGCAGUAUAAUACAAAAAAUUCUUAAUAUUUUGCUGAUUACAAGCAAUCCCAAAGAAAGUAAUUCUGUUGUACCUCAUAUCAUUAACGAGAAUGCAGUUGUUUUUCCAACUAUACCACAGACCCCUUCUACACCUACACAGAUUAUAUAUCCAGAAGACACAACUACAAAUUCAACAAUAUCUACAUCAAGAGAUGAUAUUAUUACAGAGAAAGAUAACGUGACUUUGACAGCAUGGAUUCAAUGGACAAUAACAAAAGUAGCCAUUAAAUUAUAUGUUAUGGGACAAGAAAUAAAACCUUCUUUGAAAUUAGUCAUGGAAAUGGAAGACAUUAUUACCUCAUUAGACUUACAACCGGUUUAUCUAAAGUUAAAAAGUAAAAUUACAACAGUUACAAUAUUUCAUUAUACAAGAGCACCAUAUGCACAAAAUUGGGACGUUGGAGAAUACGUUGGUAUAAUUUUGUGUGGCAGAGAAGACAAUUUAGAAAAGGGAGAUGAUUCUGGUUUCUUGAGUUUUACGCUUACACGAGCACAAUCGGGUAAUGUUCAUACUCGUUGGGGUACUUAUAAACGCUACAAAAAUAACAAGAAAGAUGUUAUUACAGAAGCAUUAAUAUCUACAAAUGCAUACAUCUCUGAAAUAGAUAUAAAAAUACAAAUGGUUGACAUUAUUUUACCUCUUAGUAUACUUAGCAAAUAUGUGCAAUUGGCAAAACCUCUUAUUAAUAUAGAUAAAAAAGAUCUAAAAGUAGCAAAGAAUGAUCAACAAGAAAUCAUCACAUCUAUAUUAGUAAAAAUUACAAACAUCAAUAAUGAGUUUUUACCAUUGAUACAUUUAGAAUUUAAAGGACUUAGACUUAUGAUACCGGUAUCAACACCUGCUAGAUAUCAAUUACAACAUGAUUUAUUAAUUUUACAGCUCGAUGGUAUUCGUAUUACACCACAUGCAGAAAAUCCAAUUUGUAGAACACCAUUGCGUUCAGAUAUAUAUCAACAUGCUGCACAAGCAAAUAUAUUAAAUAUACCAGGUUCUGCAGUAGAAGAUCGUCAAUAUGAAAUUAAUGUGAAGGGUAUAUGUGUAUAUAGUACUACGUGGAAGAACUACCAAAUGAGUAUUAAUAAGCGUAUGUCCCAAUCCUAUCUUUAUACAAUGAAUGAGAACCCUGCAUUAGAAUGGAACAAACUUGGAAAUGGGAACAGUUUAGAACCACAUUUUUCUACUUUUCCUGUACUAGCUAAGUUCGAUCUUUGCUUAAUAAUUGCUCCAACGAUCAAAUUGAAACCUGACACAAUAGUUUGUGGAAGUGCUGUGGAAAUAAAUUGUAUGACAGAUAUUGAAAUAACAGUUAAUCUAGAUCAACUUAAAUUAAUUUCCAUCUUAUCUAACGAAUGUAAGACAUUAUUAUCAGGAGAAGCACAGGAGAUCGAAAUUACAGAUGUCUCUAAUGAUAAAAGUGACAAAAAUUCGCCAAUUUUAAAGCAAGUUGCUUGGAUAAAAGACACGUCUGAAGAGCAAGAGAUAGAUGUUACAAAGGAUAGUGGUGUAGACUUUGAAAUGUCUAGUAUAAAUUCAACAAUUGUUGGAAAACCACCAUUCUCAGAAGUAUUAAUGUUACCUCCAUGUGAAUUUCUAAUUAAUUGUGGAAAAAUCACGUUCAUACUUUAUGAAACACAAAGGAUACAUAUCAAUUCGGAAUAUGAAGUAGACAUAAAUGAUGCAGAUGAAGAAGAUAAUGGUAAUUUAAAGCAACCUUUACUUUAUUUAAUGAUCAAUCAACCAAAUCUUUAUCUCUGGCAACAAAAUUUAUCACAAAAGAUGCAAAUUUCUUGUUUUGAUAUGACAAUAGCAUUAGGUGCCAAAGAUGCACAAGAAUUAAGUUCGAUACCAACUGAAAAGGAUUUUAAUAUUUUUAUGAUACAAACAAAAAGUGGCAUACCACAUCCAGAUACUGGUAUUCCACCAUCAUUUGUAAUAAUAAAAUGUGAAAAAUUUCCUGGAAAAAACACUCAUUUCUUUGUGGACAUGGGUCGUCCUACAAAAGUUCAUUUUUCAUUAUCAAGACUAAAUCUAAUAAAUGAUAUAAAUAGUAAGAUUUCGUCAUGUUUUAUUGAUGAAAAUAAUAGAAAAUCAUCCAGGAAAGAUGUCGAUGAUAGGAAAGCUGUCCACGAUAAAUUGUCAUUUAAAAACAAAAGAAUCCAUUUACCAGAUUUAAAUUUAAGUACAAAACAAAUUGUACUUUCGUUAAAGACUAGCUCUGAUUCAGAAAUAAUCCUUAGUUUAGCAACAUUAAAUGGAAAUAUUUCGACACUUUUAAGACCAGACAGAAUAUUUUCAAAUAUAUCCGUCGAUUCUUUUAUUAUAUCUGCCAUUCUUAAUGGAAGUAUAAAAGUUUUAUUAAAACCAUGGUGCUAUAAUGUAACAAUAUGUCUUCUCUGGGAGUCUUGGCAAGAUGUUGAAGCUGUUCCUCAAAUACAAAUACAAGCGGACAGUGAUAGUAUUUAUCUGGAUAUUGGUCCAGAUCAAAUACAAAUUAUAAAGACUGUAAUCGAAGAUUGCCAACUACUUUUAAAUAAUUUUCAAACGUCUAACAUAAAGGAUAAUAGCAAUGAAAUGCAAGUUGUUUUAUCAACUGAACAGCAUUAUAAGGAUGACUUGAAAGCUGGUGCAUUCCAGUUCAUAGAUGGUACAGGAGAUGAGUUACCUUUCCCAUACCAGGUCAUAUUUUUUACUUAUCCUCAACAAGCAAUGGCUUGGAGAUAUCCUCAGCCAAGAACUUUAACGAAAAUACAUGUUUCUCCUGUACCAUUUGAAACAUCAGACAAUGAAGGAUUUUAUACUGAUAGAGUGUCCUGUGCUUUACAAUACUGGAGCGAUAGCCACAUGGCUUAUCAACAUUAUGCUGAUUUUUAUUUAUCAGAAACUGAUACUUAUCGAUUGGAUCUUCCCGAAAAAGCACCAGCACGUGUGGUAGCGUGUGUUUGGCGUGUAAUAUUAAUAAUGCCUAUUAAUAAUUCAGUUUCAAAAACUCUUGUAUCUGCUAGAGCAUUGGCAGCCUGCUUACGCAUUGAUUCUUAUUUUAACUCGUCGAUAAUACCUAAUUUACAAGCAGCUUUAAACAUUGGCAUUAUUCACGUGUCAUUAUACAAUCAUAUAGAAUCAUCUACUUAUGAUUCUUUACUUCAUCCAUUACAUAACUUUACAGUGAAGGGCACUAUUCCAGAAAUGCAAUGUUUCAUGUCAAUAGAACAUAAAGGUGCCAUACUUGUUUUUAAUAGAUGGAUGGAUGGCGCAACGCUUAUCGAUAUUAAUGGUGUAAUCAGUAUUCAUAUAUUGGAUUAUGGUUAUUUAAUUAUGCAAGAAGUAUUGGAUCCAUUAGAUGGAAAAUUUCAAAUUUCUCUGUCAGAUAAAACUGAUAUUAUCGUAAUGUGUAAGCCUUUUUCAUUAAAACUGAGUCCAACAAUAACUCACACUCUUUCUGUAUCUUCUUAUUUAUGGUCCGCAUCGUUAAAUACAAAGGAUAAAGGCGUCAUUAUAUUAACGAGAUAUGUUAUAGCUAAUGAUUGCAAUAUUCCAAUUCGUUUUGGACAAAGCGGUACAGAUGAUAAUGUAUUAUUAGAAACCAGAGAAUGUAAUUUUUAUUCAUGGAGACAUAUUGGCAAUAAUAUGAUACGAAUAUCGAUAGAAGCAAAUGCUUGGAUGUGGAGUCGACCAUUUUCAGUAAAUAAAGAUGGAAUUUAUUUGGUAGAAUUUACUAAUGCAUUGGUCGAUAUGACUAUAUUUGUAAAUAUUACAUCAUUAUCGGCUACGCAAAAACUUGUAACAUUUAGCGGACAGCUCAUAAUUUCAAAUCAAUUAAUGGACAAUUUUGAAAUGAAAUUAGUUAAAUACGAAGCUGAAACUAGUACUAAAGUGACUGUAUCAAAAAAUGCGUAUAUGUUGUUUGGAAAGAGUCAACCAUCGACUAUUGUCAUUGAGAAUAACAAAAAAAUGGCAAUGCGCUUACGUUUCACGAAUAUACCAAAUUUAUCAUGGACAGGAGAUAUACCUCUUCAACCCAAUGCUAAAUUGAGCCAACCGUGGCUCGUGAAAGUGCCUUUACAAGAACGCGGUCAAUUCUUUAGUAUUUGGGUACGGAUAAUAACACAAAUCGUUCAUGAAAAAAUGAAAAUACUUGCUGUAUUGAGUCCACUUUAUAUGAUACGAUCGCAUUUACCAGUACCAGCAAAAGUACAAAUGGAAACACCAUCGUUAAAAAUGUUAUCAAGCACGAUAGUAAACGGACGUGGCGAACGCCAACAAUUGUAUUGCCCUGGUACAUUUGAGCAUUUCCAUCAAUUAACAUUCCAAUUAGAAUCUGGAAUUUGUGCGUCUAAUCCGUAUGUGCCAUUGUCAUACAGUUCAGUGGAUCAAAGAAAAUUUUUUAGAAGACCCGAAAUAGAAGAUAUAGAUAAUAUUCUGAAAGAAUUAGAAAGUCAAAAGGAUGAGACAGGAUGGCCUUUUCAAGCGGAUGAUAUAGCAGAAUGGAUACCCGCGGAACAACCACAAACUCAUGUUCAAGUUAAAUAUCAAGAUGCUGGAUUAGUAUCGAGUACUCUUUUAUUGGAAUUACAACCAUGGUGCUUCAUAUUAAAUUCUUUAGGAUGUUAUAUUUCUCUUGUAUCUGAAGAUACCGAACUUUGUCAAGUUCCUCAUUAUGGAAUCGUGACACCACCAAAAUUAGAAGGCACUUUCCAUUUAGGAGUUGGUAUCGGUGAUACGUAUUAUACUUCACAAGCUCUUCAAUUAGCUAGACCUGAUUGGAGUCAAAGUUUUUAUAUGCCUCGUAUCGGAGGACUCAUUCCCGUCGAGGGCAACAUCAAAACUAUUGUUGAUUGUGGAUCUAGUGUGACUAUAGUCAGUAUUACUUCUAGCAUGCACGAAGAUAUGCGUUUAGUGAGAGUAACGAGUAGUCACGUUAUCGGUAAUUUGACAAAUCAGGAAUUAUGUAUCGCUACACUUGCAGUUGAUGAAUCAUCAAAAGACUUAAAGUUACCGCACGACCUUACUCCUUACAGUCAAAAUAUUCGACCAUCUGAAGAUCAACAUCAAGCUACACCUAUUGUUCAAUGGCACAUGUUGUAUGAAAAUAGUAACAUCGAAUCCCUUGUAUUAUAUAUUUCACUGAGUUUAGGGCACAAAUGGUCUUGUCCAAUUAAAAUUGAUCAGACCAUGAGUCGUAAGUGUGUUGCUAUUCCAAAUGGCUCUACUACCAUGUCAGUAGUAUUAACGAUUCAAGAAGACAAAGGUACAUCGUAUAUUAUGGUUCAAGUUGAUAAUCAUCCUCAGUUAUUGCUAGAGAAUAUGUGUCCUUAUAAACUCUUAUUGGGACAAGCCAAUGAAAAUGCAGAUGGAAUUGUAUCAGAUACACCACAUUUUGCAUGGAUCUGUGAAGUGGAAACUGGUGCUGCAUGUCAUUAUUCUCUUCCAUGCAUUGGUAACAGAUUACCUGAUACUUCUGUACCAACUACAUGUAAUAUACUGUUAUUAUCUGCAUUACCUAAUAACGAUGAAGCAAUACAACGAAAGGAAUUGCAAUGGUCACGCGGCAUUAGUCUCUCUGCAUUAACAAAUAUUCCUAUGGAUCAUUACGUUCGAUUACCUUCUUAUGGGGACGUUAAAUUGAUAAUGCACAAUCGUUGCUAUACCACACAUAUUAAUGUCGUUCCUAUCUCACAAAUAGAGGUAUCUGCUAGGGAUAUUAGAAAUCGAUUAAUGCAUAAAGAACAUAAAAUGGAUGAAAUUGAAAUAAUUUCAAAGAAUUUCAAAACUUCAACAGAAGAUAAUAAAGAAUUAGUUAAUAUACAAUAUUCUAGUAGUUCAACAUCAGCAACUAGUUUUUUCUCAGCACAAGAAGAUGCUUCUGUAACAGAUUCCUCUAUUUCAUCGCAAACCAACUUAAAACAAUUAAUUCCUCAAGAAAGUAAUAAUAAGAAUCAUAAUAAUUAUAAUCAAUUGAAAUUAAUAAAUGAAACUAAUGCAACAACCAACAGGGAAGGUUCUGCAACUAUAUAUUUUCAUGGAAUUACUAUUAUUAUAUUAAAAGAUAUUAAUAAGAAUGGUCAAAGAACUGAAGUUGCAAGUUUGUCCAUGACAGAUUUAAUCGUAACAUUACACGCGAAACCUACCUUUGUGAACCUUUGUAUAUGUAUAGGAGAUUUACAAUUAGAUAAUCAAGUAUUUGAUCAAGGAGGUUUUGAUUUUCCUGUGGUAUUAAUCAGUCAGAGUCCACUUAUAACUAGAGGAACGACGUUUUAUCCAUCUAACUGUUUAAUAAGUAAUAUGGAACAAAUUAAAGAAAAUUCUUUGAUAACUGCUGAUUAUGUUUGCGAAAUAAAUGGUGAUAUAAUAGUGUCAAAGGACUUACAUUUGAAAUUUGCACCUAUUAGUGCUUAUAUCGAAGAUACGUACAUAAGUCAUUUAUUAGAUUAUGCAAAUUCUAUGGUACCGCCACGGUUUAGUGCGCCAACAAGCACAUUAAAGAAAAUUCAACCAGCAUUGAUAUCAACAACUCUUUAUGUAUCAGAUUAUAUUAUGAUCGAUGCUAAAAUAUUGAGUGCACCAUUAAGAUUGCAAAAUUUUAGAAUAGAUCCAGUAUCGAUUUUACUCAGUGUACAUACCUCCGUACGUUUAUACGUGGCAUUGGAUCAUUCACCGUUAUAUUUUAGCACUUUUGAAAGGAAAAAUAUUUUAACUACACCCUAUAGGCUAGGGAAUGCACUUACUAUGCAUUAUUUAUCUGGUGCUAUAUUUGGUGCAGGUUGGGUGGUUGGAUCCUUAGAAAUACUUGGAUCCCCAGGAGGCUUAGCACAAGCACUUGGUUCAGGUCUUAGAGACUUCGUUUCUCUUCCAUUUCAAGGUUUAUUGCAAGGACCUUGGGGUUUUAUCGUUGGCAUAACACAUGGAUCUGCUAGUUUAAUGAAGCAUAUCACAGCAGGUACUGUUAAUUCUGUGACAAAAUUAGCAUCUAGCGUUGCUCGAAAUUUAGAUAGAUUAACGUUAGAUGAAGAACAUCUUCAACGUCAAGAAGAAGCCAGAAGAAUGCGUCCACAGGGUAUGGCUCAAGGACUUUAUCAAGGAUUAACUGGAUUUGGUAUGAGUAUUCUUGCUGCUGUUGCUGGAUUGGCACAUCAUCCUUUACAACAGGUAUGGUCAGGUGAAGCAACAACUAAAAGUUUAGUUACAGGUGUUGGACUUGGAUUAGUUGGUGUAGUAACAAAACCUCUUAGUGGAGCUGCAGAAUUAGUUGCUCUUACCGGACAAGGUUUAUUACAGGGUGCAGGAUGGAAUCCUUUACCUCUGCCUCGACAACAUCCAGUGGUUCAGUAUAGCAGUGGUAAUAAUAACGCAUCUAUUCGAUAUGCAUGGCGUUUACUACCCCUGUUAGAAAACACUCGUGAUAAUAUUCUGCAUGUAGCGAAUGCAGAUUAUGUUUUACAACAAGGAAAUAAUCGUGCUGUAACUUUAGUUCUCACGCGGCAAGCAUUAUUACUUGUUAAUAUAGCUGAAGAUAGCGUGGAAAAGAUAUUGCCUUUAAAAGAAUUAACCAGUAUUGAUCAUUCUUCAGAAUCAACAAUGCUUUGUUUAUAUUGUCCACCGACAAUACCACAAAUUAAUAGAACUUUAUCGCCCACUGAACAUGAGAUGGAUCAAGAAAUGAGAGCAAGGGUUGCAGAAUACGUACGUACAAGCAGCACUGGCUUAGCUAGUUUAUCUACAAAUAGUGACGGACAAUCUGACAUUUUAGAAACACCAACAACAAACUCUGAUCAUAUACUUACUUUUUAUGUCAGCCCCGAAACACGUAAUUAUUUAGUAUCACUUUUUAAUAUUGCUAAACGACAAAGUCAAGGUAGUGGAUUUACUGUGUUAUAAAUUAUCGAAAAUUGAUAAAAGUAAUUUCAAAAAAAUAUUGUCGAUCGUAAAAGUUUAAUAUCGAACGUUUUUUAUUAUAAAAGUAGAAAAAUUUAUAUAUUAAUA
Messenger RNA from Vespa crabro (European hornet), 11841 nucleotides. It is a transcript of the gene Vps13B, whose product is annotated as vacuolar protein sorting-associated protein 13B. The record is from RefSeq and is a predicted model, not a curated record. Lineage: Eukaryota; Metazoa; Arthropoda; Insecta; Hymenoptera; Vespidae. Bases 394 to 11736 code for a protein of 3780 amino acids. The transcript has 39 exons.